AUGCCGCCCACCAUCAUCCUCGUGCGGCACGCGCAGGCCCUGCACAACGUCGACAAUAAACUACACGCUCCACGACCCCGAGCUCUCCGCGCUCGGCCGGCAACAAUGCGAGGAACUCAAGGCGAACCUCGCCGCCAGGAUACCCCGUGAUCUCGACGUGGGCCUGAUCAUCGUCAGCCCCAUGAAACGGACCAUCGAGACGGCGCUGCUCGCCUUUCCCCAUCUCCUCGCGCGCGGCAUCCCCAUCGUCGCCCACGCCGGCUGGCAGGAAAACUCCACCGAGCCCUGCGACACCGGCACCCCCAUCCCCGCCCUACAGGCCCUCUUCCCGCAGGUCUCGUUCGCCGCCGUCGACCCGGUCUACCCCGACAAAUCCUCGCCCGCGGGUGCCCGCUAUUUCUACACGCGCCCUGCGAUCCUUGCGCGCGGCCAGGCGGUGCUGGGCGAGCUCCGCGAGCGGCCUGAGAAGGCCGUCAUUGUGGUGUCGCAUUCUGGCUUCUUGCGAUUGGGCGUGACGGGGAGGUGGUUUAUGAAUGGCGACUAUCGGGUUUUUGAGUUUGAUGGUGUCGGCAGGGAUGGGGACGGGCAUGUGGGGAUUCGGGAGUGGGACGGGGAGGAGGAAGGGGGGAUGGGGUGGAGUUUUCAAGAGAGGGUUGGGCUGGGGGAGGGGCUGCCCGUGCCUGUGCCCGAGGGCGGCGAGGUUGAGGGGGUCGGGGGGCUGUGAGAGGCGGGGGAGGAGAGAGACGAAGAGUUGCUGGUGUGUGCCGAGUCGGGGUUGUCCGCCAGGUGCAUGUCGGCUACUUGAUCCAAGGCCUCUGCCGCGGCUGGUGUAUCCUUCGCCGCGGCCAGCUCCCGCUGCCUCUUCUCCUCGUGCCAUUGCUCCAGCUCGCUGUGCACCGCCCUCCAUUCGUUGCACAGAACCUGCGCGCCAUAGCAUCGCUGGACGUGGUGCUGCAAGCCCAGGUAUGACCACAGAAAGGAGCACAUGAUUUUGGCUGCGCUGCGGCAGUUGAAUUGGUCCUCCCCUGGCCAGUAUAGGAGC
Trichocladium antarcticum is the source of this 1042-nucleotide messenger RNA. The record is from the annotation of a GenBank genome assembly. Lineage: Eukaryota; Fungi; Ascomycota; Sordariomycetes; Sordariales; Chaetomiaceae.